This is a messenger RNA of Cygnus olor (mute swan), 3189 nucleotides long. It is a transcript of the gene POLDIP3, whose product is annotated as DNA polymerase delta interacting protein 3. Gene Ontology annotation, biological process: mRNA export from nucleus. The transcript is spliced from 9 exons. Bases 113 to 1363 code for a protein of 416 amino acids. Gene Ontology annotation, cellular component: nucleus. Gene Ontology annotation, molecular function: mRNA binding. Lineage: Eukaryota; Metazoa; Chordata; Aves; Anseriformes; Anatidae. The record is from RefSeq and is a predicted model, not a curated record.
CGUCCUCGUGCGGUGCCGCGGGGAGGAGGGAGGGGGAGGGAAGCGCCGGAAGGGGUAUGAUGUCACGUCCGGGGUUCGCUGGCUGCGUCUCCUCGCUGGGCCCCGCGACAAGAUGGCGGACCUGUCGCUGGACGAGCUCAUACGGAAGCGCGGCGUGACGGGGAAGGGCAGGCUUAACACGAGGCCAGUAUUUGGAGGUGUAAGAUCUCGCAUUGGGAUCCAGCAAAAUCUUCUGAGUAGAUCGUCACCAGCUGUCAACUUCCAGCGGACGUUCGAUGCCCGACAGAAGAUCGGCCUCACUGAUGCCCGGCACAAACUGGGGGUUAAAGAUGCUCGGGAAAAACUGGUGCAAAAGGACGCUCGGUUCAAAAUAAAAGGGAAGGUGCAGGAUGCUCGAGAGAUGUUGAAUUCCCGUAAGCAGCAAAGUGUUGCUGCUGAAAAGGUGACCAAAGUGGUGGAUGCCAGAGAGAAGAUCAGUUUGAAAAGGAACACUCCAGCUGCUAUCAGCCCAGCUAUGGGGACAGUAAAUCCAGCUGUGAAAAUCACCAAAACUAUUCAAAAAGCUCCAGUCCCCGGACACUCUCAUCCAGCAGGAAUGAGGAUCAACGUGGUGAACAACCAUACACACAAGCAGGGUCUGUAUGACAUGGAAGAUGAUGAUGAAAGUGUCUCUCCCCUUCCUAGCAAACAGAUGAAAAUCACCACCACAAACAGUUUCCUGCACAACGCGACUGGGCUGAGUGGCAAUAAGUUCUCUCUGUCCAAGACUGUUCCCCUGACUAAAGUGGUCCAGAAUGAUACGUACACGGCUCCACCUGCACCUCCUUCCCCAAUGCGGACAAAGGCCUUGACAAACAUGUCCCGGACCUUGGUGACAAAGGAGGAGCCUCCAAAAGAGCCAGCGCCUGUUGAGCUGGCGUUCAGUCCCUUGGAAGGCACAAAGAUGACCGUAAACAAUCUGCAUCCUCGCGUCACUGAGGAGGACAUUGUUGAGUUAUUCUGUGUGUGUGGCGCUCUGAAGCGAGCCCGACUGGUGCACCCAGGAGUGGCUGAAGUAGUCUUUGUGAAGAAAGAAGAUGCAAUCACAGCAUAUAAGAAAUACAACAACAGAUGCUUAGAUGGUCAACCAAUGAAAUGCAACCUUCAUAUGAAUGGGAAUGUCAUCACCUCAGACCAGCCUAUAUUGCUGCGAUUGAGUGAUACUCCUUCAGUGAAGAAGGAAGGGGAACCACGCCGGACAAGUGCAAGCACUGCGUCAAAUCCCCCAGCUGAGGUGGACCCUGACACCAUCUUGAAGGCACUCUUCAAAUCCUCAGGGGUCUCUUCCUCUGUGCAGCCCACAGAAUUCAAAAUCAAACUCUGAGAAGGAGGAGUGAGCAGUGGACUGGAAAACUCAAUUAAGUUGGGGAAUGAGAAAAGUGCAGGAGUGCAGAUGUUGUUUGCAUUUGCCUGCCUCGAAGUUUUUUUUUGUUUUCUAUGAUCGCUACCUUACUGUACAAUAGUGUUUUCCUCUUGUGUGUGUAUUUUCUGUUUUCAUAGUUGGAGUUUUCUUCCACUAUUUUUUUUCCAAGAGAAUAACCUCGCCCUUCUGCCGGUAAUAUAUUACUAAGCAUAUACCAUGUAAUUCCCUCCUUUACUCCGAAGCCCUUAGUGGCCAUUAAAAGUGCACAUAGACUGUGAGGGAAGGGGUGGCCAUCUCCUUCUCUUCUGUCCUACCUUUAACUAAAAGGUGCAUCCCCUGGAUUUUCAACAGGCAAGAACAACACACUGUUUCCAAAAUUGCUGCACCGGGUACGAAGUCAGGUGUGGCCACAUACAGGAAGUGCCAUCUUGCAUCUUUGACUCGUAUGCAUUUGGUAGCAUACUGUUUCAUUCUGACUGCUGGGUGUUUUUCUGCUCAGCGGCUGUGACGUUGAGAAGUGUGAAAAACUGAGCUUCCCACCGUGUGUACCAGCCAGUGGAGGCAUCGGGCACAAAGGACAUCAUGCAGCACCCAUUGUGCUACAGGAGGGGUGCUUCAACUCUGGUAAUACGCAGAGGCGGGGGAAAAAACGGCUCUGCCGUUUGUACAGUGAACAUAUUAGCCCCGUAGGGUGAGGCUGAGUUAUUUUCUCCUGUGUCGACUGAAAAUUAAGAACCAGGAUUGUGUUCAGAGCUAGAGGAAAUCCUAGUGUUUCAUUCCCAGUAGACUGUAUUGCAUCUUCCUGCCGAUGCAGGGACAUCAAGUUUUUUCUUACCUUCUGACUUAACCAGUCUCCUUUUAUGAAAAGGAAGGAGCUGGGGCCUUUUUCUGAUACUAACAUGUAAGAAGCAGUCUUCACUUGCCCUGGAGAAAUCACUUUCUUGAGAGGUAUAAUUUGGGCAAUGUUUGGCUGCUGUGCUGGCCUGUUGCUCACAUAAAUGGAUUUGGAGGAUGAUCACUGUGCUUCGUUGCUGCAAGUUUUGGAGGAGAGCAGGCAGCACUGUGUAAGGGACGCUUGGAGAGGAGUGUUAAGCAAGUCCCCUGCUGAGCAGCAAGGAUGAAACUUCGGCCAGUGAGCAUCUGUGAUGAGCCACAGGCCACUAGGUGGCACUUCCAAUACCUCCUUCGUUAGUACAGCAUUAUUGUCAUGGAUAUUUGAAGUCCCAGUAGCUCCAUUUGUUUGUAUUAGUUCAAAUUGUAUUAUAAGAGAGGAAAGGAAAGAGCCACUUCGAGAAGCUGGUUGGGGGUUGAAUUUGAUCCUUCUAGCUAGGAGAUUAACCUAACCCAUUCGGUUCAGGUCUGCAGAACUUCAGUGAGCUUUCCGUAAUCGGUGUAGGUCCAGAUUCUCCAGGUCCCGAUUCUUGGUCAGCCCUGUGUUUCUUUUGCUUUCUUGUUCUGUAUGAAUUCUGCUCUAUCUAGCUGGUGCAAACCAUUCCUUAUCUCACUGCAUCCCUUUUAGCCAUGGAGAUAACUGAGAACUUGGCAGGACUUGUUUUUCCGGAGUACUCUCCUUGGUUUGGAAGCCAACGACACCAUUUCUGGUAGGGUGCUUUGUUUGAACAGCAGAUGUUUGUAGGGGAGGGGACUUAAGACAGCUGUUGUUCCCCUUUCUUAGAUCACCCACCAAACACCUGUGUUUUAAUAAAAACUGGGGGGAGGGCGGAGAAAUGUUAGGGUUGGAGAAGAUAAUGUAUUAUCUGUUUCUGAAUAAACGUUUGUUAUACGGA